CAUAGGGAUUUGUCUUUCAUGUUUCACCUGAUGCUCUUAAUGCUCGGUCAAAGUAGUUUCUGUUAACCACUCGCCUUAUAUAUCCAUGUAGACUCACAUCAGGUGCUGGAAUCUUACAGUGGAGGUUUCUUUCCAGGCUGAUCCUGAGGCUGUGAGAUGGAGAGUAAAUAUAAGGAAAUACUUUUGUUGACCGGCCUGGACAAGAUCACGGACGAGGAACUGAAAAGGUUCAAGUUCUUUGCUGUAGAUGAAUUUAAAAUCACCAGGAGCGAAAUGCAGGAUGCAAACAGGACAGACUUAGCUGACCAGAUGAUUAAAAGUUCAGAUGCGGAGUUUGCAUUGACAAAGACGAUUCGUAUUUUCCGGAAAUUGAAUUAUAUGCACAUUGCAAAUUGUCUCCAGGAGGAAAAGAAAAAAGUUGAAAGUAAGUCCAUGACAAAUCCAAAGAAGAAAGGAACACAGCAAGGAAAAAAAGAAAGUCAAUCUGAAAACCAUUCUGUUGUAUCUGCCACCAGGAGAGACAAAGCCUGCAAGAAACCCUGUGCUACAAAAGUCUGUCCUCAAGCUAAGGAUCUCACGUCAUCCCGCCAGGCUGCUGGACACCGCCAGAGCACCAAAUCAGAUCCUCAGAAGGAGCAGACAGCAGCAGAGCAGGAAGCCAUCAGAGAAGGUUUACAGAAAGGCCCAUUGGUAGCUGUGGUGCUGAAAGCCAUGGACCCUUUUGAGUGCAAGGCCAAGGAAGGGAAGCAAGAAAUAUUCCAUGCAACAGUGGCCACAGAGAAAGAGUUUUUCUUCGUGAAAGUUUCAAAUGCACAGUUUAAAGAUAAAUUUAUCCCAAGGAAAACAAUUAAACUAUCAAACUAUAUUUGGCACAGUAGCUUCUUGGAGGUGACCUGUUCCUCAGUUGUAGUUGAAGCUGAAUCUAACCACAAAGUCUGUGUCUCAAAGAAGAUUAGGAAGAAAGCUGGGGAAACUCCCAAAAUUAGUAAGCUGAAAACUCAGCUCUGUGGAACAAUUGUGAAUGGGAUAUUUAAAGUCCAAAAGAUAACAGAGCAAAAGCGUAGAGUACUAUAUAGUGUAUAUGACAAAACCGGGGAGAUGGAAGUGUUGGUGCUUGGAAACCAGAGCAAAAUACAAUGCGAGGAAGGAGAUAAGCUUAGACUCACAUUCUUCGAGGUGUCAAAAACAGGAGAGAAAAUACAGUUGAAAUCUGGACCCUAUAGCUUCUUUAAGGUUAUUAAGGCUGCAAAGCCAAAAACUGAGAAGAAAAGUGUGAAUUGAAGUCAACUCACCUAAGAGGGUUUUGCUGAAGAAUUCUCAGGCUGCCUUUUGAAUCAGACUGGGCCAC
Molecule: messenger RNA, 1348 nt
Organism: Acomys russatus (golden spiny mouse)
Lineage: Eukaryota; Metazoa; Chordata; Mammalia; Rodentia; Muridae
Gene: Aim2
Product: absent in melanoma 2
Exons: 6
Coding region: 157-1281 (374 amino acids)
Biological process (GO): activation of innate immune response; cellular response to interferon-beta
Cellular component (GO): AIM2 inflammasome complex
Molecular function (GO): double-stranded DNA binding
Source: RefSeq, a predicted model, not a curated record